Molecule: messenger RNA, 2517 nt
Organism: Boeremia exigua
Lineage: Eukaryota; Fungi; Ascomycota; Dothideomycetes; Pleosporales; Didymellaceae
Product: HbrB-like-domain-containing protein
Exons: 1
Coding region: 283-2517 (744 amino acids)
Biological process (GO): TORC2 signaling
Cellular component (GO): TORC2 complex
Source: RefSeq, a predicted model, not a curated record
GGUGCUGGUGGUGUUGGUGCUGGCGCUGGCGCUGGUUUGGUGGGGUCGCAGGGCUUAGUUCAGCGGCUUUCAGCCGCAUGCAUGGAUCGCCCUCGGACGUCGCCCGCGCCUCACGACGACACGACUCCGACUCCGACUCCACGGCAGCCAUGGUGUGAGGCUGCGAGACUGCCCACUGCUGAUUUGUCGUGCUGGCCAUGACUGCAACGACGUGAGCGCGUCAACCACCCCGACCACCCGAAUACCACCCCAACGUGAGCGCCGCCCCGUGGUAACGACACCAUGCAGCCCACGUCGCCCCCCCCGCAGACGCCCGGCCAGCGCCCGUCGCUCGACGAGUACGACUCGGACUCGCAGUCGCAGCCGCCGCGCCGCUCGCCGCGCCACCCGCGCGCGCUGCAGUCGCCCGGCGAGCCCGCGCCCAACUACUCGCGCCCGGCCAUGGCCCACGCCCAGAGCCAGACGUCGCUGAUCGACCGCCACCUGGGCCACCGCCCGCGCCAGCGCUCGCAGGGCUACUUCGAGCCCAGCCUGUCGUCCAUGCGCCCCGACGCCCUCGCCUCGCCGCCGCCGCUGCUGAGCGCGAGCCAGCUGGCCGCCCAGGCCGCCUACCAGCAGAGCGCCCACAUGCGCAAGCGCUCCACCACCAUCCCCGCCCCCGCCGACCCGGCCCCCGCCCGCGCAACCCCGCAGAGCCCGCCGCCGCUGCCCAUGACCUUCCGCACCAACGGCAUGACCUACACCCAGGGGCUGCCGCGCGCCGCCGCCUCGGCCGCCACCCAGGCCUUCCCCACCAGCCCGCUGAUGUCGCCGGGCUACGCGGACCCGCCGCCCGCCUCCGUCCAGGCCUCGCCGCGCCUGGCCGCCGCCACCCCCGAGCUGGUGCUGCAGAAGGCCCCCAAGGAGAAGAGCAAGAUGAAGCUGUUCUCGUCCAAGCCCAAGACGGACGAGAAGCCGCUCGACAAGAAGCACCAGCCGCUGCCGUCGCCCGGCAAGAUCGGCAUCGGCAUCCACAGCUCGCACGCCCUCAACCGCGUCAUGAACCCGUCGACGACUAGUUUGCUGGAGUCGCCCGCCACCAGCAGCGCCGCGUCGCUGUACUCGUCGGCCAACGUCUCCACCUCGACCCUGGUCCCCAAGAGCGAGAAGGAGAAGCACAAGCACCACUUCCUGUCGCGGACAAAGGCGAAGCUGAAAGACAAGGACGACCAUGCACUGCCGUUGUCGUCGGUGAACAGCACCUCGCGGCCGACGAAUCCCAACGCCCCCGAGUCGCUGUACAACUUCGCCCCGUCGUCGCCGCUGCCGGGCAGCUCGUUCCCGAGCUCCGUGACCGGGCUCGACCUGCGCCACGCCGGCCGUGGGCUGCGCGAGGCCAAGAAGAACGCCAAAGCCGCGGCAUACCUCGGCGACAACCUCGACCCCAGCUACACCCAGCGCCCCUCGUUCAGCACCGACCGCUCCGAGUGGCCAUCCCUCGCCAGCAGUCUGAGCAACACCCCCGGCGCCUCGGCCUCGGGCACCUCGAUCCCGCACACCGCCGAGAUGCUGAACCUGGGCUCGUCGUUCGGCAUCAACGGGCUCUCGCCCGACGACGCCUGGCCGCUGCUCAAAGCCCGCGUGCUCCAGAUCUUCGAGGGCGAGGACCCCCGGCCCCCCGUCGAGGACUUCAACGCCCUCGUCUCCGUCCACGUCAAGCGCUGCAUCCAGAAGCGCUCGCCCAUCCUGCUCAUCGAGGACCUCAACGAGCUGCUCGCCACCGGCUUCUCCUCGCUCGACCAGACCCUGCGCCACAUCCCAGACGAGCGCCUGAUCCCGCCGCUCGUCGAGAUCUGGCUCGUCGUCUUCACCUCCAUCCUGCCCUUCCUGCAAGCCGUCUUCUUACCGCUCGACCUCGAGUUCCGCGGCACGGGAAUCAUGUCCAGCACCCAGGCCAGCGAGUUCUGGGGCGUCGUGCUGCCCGACGAAAUGUCCAGCCGGUCACCCACACACAAGAACGUCCCGUUGCUCGGCGAAUUGGAUGUAAGACGUAUCACGCUGCUUGCGUUCCGCGACGCGGUGAUUCUGCCCCGCUACGACGCGCUGAUGGCGGUCUUCUCCCGCCUCGCACUCGACACGCUGAAUCCCGGCCCGGACCCCCCCGCGCACGACGCCCUGCCCGCGCGCUCCCGCGCUACCUCCGCCGCGAGCGCGGGCUCCUUCACGCCCUCCUCCGCCUCCGCCCCCGCACACGCCCACGCGUCCGCCCCCGCUGCCAUGGACUCCGCGAAAGUCACAGAAACAGUCGGCAGAAUGCUGCAGUGCGUCAGCGUCCUCGUGUCGCUGCAGAGCGGGGAUGAGCGCCAGGAGCGCAGUGUCAGGCUCGGGAAGGAGUUGAAGUACAAUUGGCUCGGGCGCGGGCGCACGGGGCGGCAGCGGCAGGGGUUUGUGGGGCCCAGGCGCGGAGGCGGACUGCCGGUGGGCGGGCUGGCGGGGCUGGGGUUGGGGGAUGUUUUGGUUGAGGGGGGGGUUGCUUAG